Molecule: messenger RNA, 856 nt
Organism: Trichoderma reesei QM6a
Lineage: Eukaryota; Fungi; Ascomycota; Sordariomycetes; Hypocreales; Hypocreaceae
Product: glycoside hydrolase family 45
Exons: 3
Coding region: 46-774 (242 amino acids)
Biological process (GO): carbohydrate metabolic process
Cellular component (GO): extracellular region
Molecular function (GO): cellulose binding; cellulase activity
Source: RefSeq, a predicted model, not a curated record
UGACUUGAUCUUCCAUCUCGUGUCUUGCUUGUAACCAUCGUGACCAUGAAGGCAACUCUGGUUCUCGGCUCCCUCAUUGUAGGCGCCGUUUCCGCGUACAAGGCCACCACCACGCGCUACUACGAUGGGCAGGAGGGUGCUUGCGGAUGCGGCUCGAGCUCCGGCGCAUUCCCGUGGCAGCUCGGCAUCGGCAACGGAGUCUACACGGCUGCCGGCUCCCAGGCUCUCUUCGACACGGCCGGAGCUUCAUGGUGCGGCGCCGGCUGCGGUAAAUGCUACCAGCUCACCUCGACGGGCCAGGCGCCCUGCUCCAGCUGCGGCACGGGCGGUGCUGCUGGCCAGAGCAUCAUCGUCAUGGUGACCAACCUGUGCCCGAACAAUGGGAACGCGCAGUGGUGCCCGGUGGUCGGCGGCACCAACCAAUACGGCUACAGCUACCAUUUCGACAUCAUGGCGCAGAACGAGAUCUUUGGAGACAAUGUCGUCGUCGACUUUGAGCCCAUUGCUUGCCCCGGGCAGGCUGCCUCUGACUGGGGGACGUGCCUCUGCGUGGGACAGCAAGAGACGGAUCCCACGCCCGUCCUCGGCAACGACACGGGCUCAACUCCUCCCGGGAGCUCGCCGCCAGCGACAUCGUCGAGUCCGCCGUCUGGCGGCGGCCAGCAGACGCUCUAUGGCCAGUGUGGAGGUGCCGGCUGGACGGGACCUACGACGUGCCAGGCCCCAGGGACCUGCAAGGUUCAGAACCAGUGGUACUCCCAGUGUCUUCCUUGAGAAGGCCCAAGAUAGCCAUGUCUCUCUAGCAUUCUUCCGGCGUCAGUCUGAUCUGCCUAUUUAAUCAGGUCAGUCAAUAUGU